This is a messenger RNA of Colletotrichum orchidophilum, 363 nucleotides long. RefSeq lists its product as uncharacterized. The coding region runs from base 1 to 363 and encodes 120 amino acids. Lineage: Eukaryota; Fungi; Ascomycota; Sordariomycetes; Glomerellales; Glomerellaceae. The record is from RefSeq and is a predicted model, not a curated record. The transcript has a single exon.
AUGGUCUUUACAUGUGGGAGCCAGGGCCAACACACAGAAUCAAGGAUCCCGGAGCUAGUCCCGUCAUCGACUUUCCUUGCUGUGGUUGGUCUCCAUCCGCCUCGCUUUGCUGCUCACGAGCAAGUGGGCGACGCGCCAGACUCUGAGAUUCACGAGACAGCGACAACGACGUCGGCGACGACCACCAUCACCACCUCCUCCAGGGAGAAGGAAGAGAAGGAAGCCGACCAAGAUGACAGCGUUGCAGCAGUGGCCGAGGGGAGCGUCCAGGCAACGACAGCCAAGGCAAGCUCCAUCCAUCUGCUGACCAGUGACAUACAGUCAGACAUUUCAUCGCCAGUCUUGCAUGGCACACGACACUGA